AUGAGUACCAACAGCGAUAACGCCGCUAGGCUCAACGUGCCCGAUGAGUUGAGAGAGUUGCUGCUCGAUUUCACGAUCGGGUACUUGCUUGAGCAGCCCAACAACCUCAUUGACUAUGGCAUAGAGUUCUUUGAAAAGCUUAAGAACACCAAGUCGUCCUCCAGUAUAAAGCAGCAGUCUGCUGGAGAUUUCAGCGACGAAGACGAUGCUUCAGACAUUGAAGCUCCACCAACACGUUAUAGUUCUAGACGUAAGUCAGUUUUUGCAGAAACAUAUAAUCCAGAAGAAGAUGAAGAAGAAGAGGGACCAAAUGUUGUGUUUCCUAAAUCUGAUGAUCAACGUCAAGCACUUGCAGCUAGUGUUAAAAAUAUAUUCAUAUUCAGGGCCUUGGAUCCUGAACAAAUGAAUAAUGUGAUUGAUGCAAUGUUCGAUCGUGAGGUACAUGCUGGAGAUGAUAUUAUAAAACAGGGUGAUGAUGGCGAUAACUUUUAUGUUAUUGAUAGAGGUACAUUUGAAGCUUAUGUCACGGAUGCAGAAGGUAAUGACCGUUUGGUACAUACGUAUGAACAUAAAGGUAGUUUUGGAGAACUUGCAUUACUUUAUAACAUGCCCCGUGCAGCAACUAUUAAAGCCAAGUCAGAUGGCCUUCUGUGGGCUAUGGAUCGUCAAAUAUUUAGACGUAUUGUAUUGAAGAGUGCAUUUAAAAAGCGUAAGAUGUAUGAAGAGCUCAUUGAAGUGGUUCCUAUGCUAAAAACAUUACAAUCAUAUGAGCGCAUGAAUUUGGCUGAUGCUCUAGUCCCUAAAUACUAUCAAGACAAAGAUUGCAUUAUAAAUCAAGGUGAUCCAGGAGAUGGCAUGUAUUUCGUAGAGGAAGGCAUUGUUAAUGUAUUAGUAACCAGUGAAACUGGUGAACAAAUUAAGGUUAAUCAAAUAGAAAAAGGUGGUUAUUUUGGUGAACUAGCUCUUGUCACUCAUAAAGGUCGUGCUGCAUCAGUGUUUGCUGAAGGAAAAGUCAAACUAGCAUUUCUGGACGUUGACGCAUUUGAACGUUUGCUGGGUCCAUGCAUGAACAUAAUGCAACGGAACAUCGAGGACUACGAAAAUCAACUGGUGAAAAUCUUUGGCUCCAAGCAAAACAUGACUGACGUCCGAUGA
Messenger RNA from Macrosiphum euphorbiae (potato aphid), 1155 nucleotides. The record is from the annotation of a GenBank genome assembly. Lineage: Eukaryota; Metazoa; Arthropoda; Insecta; Hemiptera; Aphididae.